CAGCGGUGAUUGACAGUCCUGAUCCACGGUAGCUGCUCUGCUCUGCAGCAACAAGACCGGAGCCGAGCAGGGGUGGGGGAACAGAGAGACAACAGACUGCAGCCAGCCGGACAGGCUCUGUGCUGUGUAGUAAAUGGGAUUAAACCGCUCAGACAGCGCUUGGAAACGCUAGCAGCAGUACUUAGUAAUAGUAGUAGUAGUGGAGAGUAGGGGGAGCUCCGCGCCGAGCUGUACCGCAUGUGCUCGCCAGUGUGGAAAACAGAAAAACAACCCAAACAAGAGGAAAACUAACGAUAGUGGCAGCCGCCAACAAACCCCGGUUCAGGUUCAGUAUCUGGGACUCGUGGUAGCAGCAACCCAAACCGACCCCUGCCUCCCCUCUCACAUGCCUGCGUUGAUGUGGGAGAGAGGGAGGGGAGCAGAGCCAGGGGACGUUUGAUUUACCUCUCUAAACUUGCAGAAAUACUACAAGAGAAACACACGAGUUUGUUUUAGUGGAAAAUAAAGAAGAUAUAGCGCGUCAUGGAGAGCCAAGCGGGCGACCUCCAGAGCUGCGAGGACGUGCGGAAGAGCGGCUACCUCCGCAAGCAGAAGUCCAUGCACCGGCGGUACUUCGUGCUCCGCGCCGCUUCGGAACGUGGCCCGACCCGCCUGGAGUACUACGAGAGCGAGAAGAAAUUCCGCGGCAAGGCCCCCGUCCCGAAGAAAGCGGUGGCGCUGGAGACAUGCUUCAACAUCAACAAGCGGGCCGACUCCAAGAACAAGCACAUGAUCGUGCUGUACACCCGGGCCGAGAGUUUCGCCAUCGCCGCGGAGAACGAGGCGGACCAGGACGAGUGGUACCAGGCCAUGGUGGACCUGCAGUGCAAAAGUAAAAUCCCCACUGACAAUGAGGAAGGGGGGGACUAUGGCGUGCCCAAUCCCGGCCCUGCAUUCAAAGAGGUUUGGCAGGUGAAAGUGUGGCCCAAAGGCCUGGGUCAAGCCAAGAACUUGGUGGGCAUCUAUCGCCUUUGCCUGACUGACAAGACUGUCAAUUUUGUCAAGCUCAACUCUGAUGCUGCUGCCGUAGUGCUGCAGCUGAUGAACGUCCGACGCUGCGGCCAUUCAGAAAACUUUUUCUUCGUUGAGGUGGGGCGCUCAGCCGUGACAGGCCCGGGCGAGUUCUGGAUGCAGGUGGAUGAUUCGGUGGUGGCCCAGAACAUGCAUGAAACCUUGCUAGAGGCUAUGAAGGCACUGAGCGAGGAGUUCCGCCAACGCAGCAAGUCUCAGUCGAACUCUGGCCCUGGAGGAGGUGCUACUGCUUCUAACCCCAUCAGUGUUCCCUCACGCCGCCAUCACCCGAACCCUCCUCCCAGCCAGGUGGGCUUCACCCGUCGGCCCCGAACUGAGCCUCCGGGGGGAGUUAACAGUGGAGCAGGGGUCAACAGUGCCAGUGCUUCUCCCACCCCACGGCAUAGCUUCCCGAGGUCUCCCACUGCUAAUGAUGGCGGGAAAGGUGAGGAUGGAAUAGCAGGCAGCACACCACUCCAAGGGCCGUGCUCCAGCCCAUCCACAAAUGGGUCUUGCUCGACCACCCCAAUCCUCAGGUCAAAGUCAGCCCGUUCAGCCGCCACAACAGCUGCUAAAACUUCUCUUGGGUUGAUGCGUUCCAUCUCCACACCAGCGCCAUCUCCAGCCCCAAGCCUCUCGUCUAGCUCUGGGCAUGGCUCUGAGUUUGGAGGCGUGACAUCUGCUAGUGCUGGUCCAGGGUCUGGUGUCUAUAGUCAUGUCCCCUCCCAUCGCGCCUCUGUCUCAGGCUCACCCAGUGACUAUGGCUCUUCAGACGAGUAUGGCUCUAGUCCUGGGGAUCACACUCUCCGAGCCUCCCUGAGCCUCCCUGGAAGCUCUGUUGGUAGCACUUGCAGUCAGUCCCAUUGUGAGGAGGGAGCCAACUAUAUCCUGAUGGGCCAACGUAGUGGUGGCGGUGGUAGCAGCAGUAACCAAGGGAGCUUGACGUGCAGAUCCUUGCCAGCACCAGGAACACCAGCCUGUGGCUCCCAGCCACAAACCAGGAGAGUGCUGCGUCGCUCCUCUAGCCGCGAAUGUGAUGCUGAACGUCGGCUGCUGAGCAAGCGGGCUUCAUUACCUCCUAUGGCCCUGGAGAGACUGGCCCCACGUCAGCACAGAGCUGAGGAGCCUGCAGAUGAAGAUUCGGCCGAUUAUGCCAUCAUGUCCAGAAGCACCAGCCGCGAGUCCUUUGCUUCCACCUCCUCUUCCACACAGAGGGAAUCUGUCAUGGGUGCUGGGUCAGCAGGGGGAGGUGGAGGGUACUUGGAUGUGGCGGGUGAGUUCAAAAGUGAAGUGGGUGGAGGAGCAAGUGGUAGUGUAGAUAUAGGUGUGGACACUGGGUACAUGUCCAUGCUGCCUGGCGUCACUCAGCCUCCAGUAUCCCCGUCCCAAUCAUUAGCUGUCUCUGUUCCAGACUCGGAUUCCAAACCUCCUGAUGAUUACAUGGCCAUGACCCCGAACAACAGCGUGUCCCCACCACAGCAGAUCCGGCCUCCACCAGCUUCUGAUGGCUAUAUGAUAAUGUCCCCCAAUAGCAGCUGCUCCCCUGAUCAGCGUGGAGGUCUCUCUGGAGGGGCUUGGGUAGGCAGUGAUAGUGCAGACAGCAGGGCAGGCAGUGACUAUAUGAACAUGUCUCCAAUCAGUGCACGUUCUGUAAAUGGCAGCCCCCCACCUGCUGAGCACACCGGUCAUUUGGAGACCAGUUCUCAACAGCAAGCCCCCAAGAUGGUGUAUUCUUACUAUUCCCUUCCCCGCUCAUAUAAACAUAACCCCUCUGCUGGACACUUUGAGGAUGUGCCCGGACGAGGCAGAAGGCCCAAUGGGAGUUGUAGUAGGGGAAUGGGUGGAGGUAGGACUAUGGAGGGGCGUCAAGAGCAAACAGUAGCAGGCAAUUCAGUGGUUGGACGCCACCUAUCACUCUCCUCUUCCUCAUACUCCUCCAGCUCAGCCAGCAGCGAGAGCCUUGGGGAGAGUGAGGACCGAGCUACACAGGCAGUGAGCACCAUUGCUGGGGGAGCUCAGUCCAAAGAUGGGAGUAAGCUCCAGCAGAAACGAGGCUCUGGUGGAUUGUCCAAGCAGGGUAGCCAUAGUAGGAGCAGACCAGUGAGCCUGUUUGUUGAUGUAUCCAAGGCUAACACCCUUCCUAGGGUCCGUGAGAAUCCCCUGCCCCCAGAACCUAAGAGCCCUGGGGAGUAUGUAAGCAUCGAGUUUAAAGGGGAGAAGAGCAGCCAGACUGGGGUUGGAGGAGGGCGGGGCAGGGGUCUCAGGCAUGGCUUAUCACUGCCUCAUGGCUCAAGCAGCAAUUAUCCUCAACACAGGCCAACGUCUUGCUUAGGGAACUUUAUCCCCCUCUCCCGUAGCCCCUCUGCCCCCAUCACUCCCCCAGCUGCCUCUGAGUAUGUCAACAUGGACUUGGGCCCUUCCCCGUCCCCCUCACCCCUCUCCCUUACCCCACUAGUUUUCCCCUCUUUCCAUACCCCUCCCACGCCACCAACUCUUGCUCAUGCCCCUAAAGCCUGUGUUGAGGGAACUACUGGCCCUUGUGAAGAGGGGGCCAAAGUGGCCGAGGCCCCACUUAGGAAAAGCAGAGAAAGUGCCCCAUCAGUGUCUGAGUCCCCAACAUCCUGUGGCGACUACACUGAGAUGGCCUUCCCGAGGUCAUCAUCUAGUGUCUCCCCCAAAGCCCUGUCCCCCACCAGGACUGAUCCUUCUGUUCCAGUGCUAUCACGGGGUCUAGACUUCCCCCUAGCCAAACCUGGACCCAACCCAGACCACGGGGCUAAAGUUAUUCGGGCCGACCCCCAAGGACGCAGACGGCACUGCUCAGAAACUUUCCUUGCCCCGCCUUCCCUCCCCACCUCUACCUCUACUUCCUCUUCUUCUACUGCCUCCCUCUUUCCAGAACACGCCCAAGCUGUGGCCCGCCGGCUGGGUUUUGAAAGCAUGCUGUGGGGGAAUGGUGCUGUGACUGAUAAUCCCACUCAGUUCGCCCUCCCUGGGCAGCAGUCCCUUCCCGCAAACACUCAGACUUCGUCCACAGAGCAAGGCCUUAACUACAUAGACUUGGACUUGGCCAACAAAGAGGGCCACCAUUUGGGCCAGGAUGGACCUUCAGGUAGCCAGGCCCCCUCUCGCCUCUUCUCUGUACUGGGUGGAGGUUCUGGGGUCGGGGGAGUGGGCGCACCAGUUGGCAGCAGCAGCAGCAGCUCAACACUCAACACUUACGCCAGCAUCGACUUCUACAAAUCAGAGGAGCUGCGAACGCAUCAGAAUGGAAACAAGGAGGGUACAGAGUGCUGAUGUCAGUGUGUCAUCCUUUGGGAAACUAUCUGGUGCCACUCAGAGAACUUCAAAGCUUCGCCUGUUCCUUUUGUGACAACCAAUCAAACGGACAGAGCAACUGGAUCGGAAUUUUAAUUUUUUUUUCCUUCGCUUUCAUCUUGUUGGUUGUGGAAACCAACUUGGAUGCGUGCCAAAUGACAUUCUUGAAAACCUAUUUGCUGCUCUCAUUCCGUGAGUGAAAGCCAAUCAGAGAAGGGUACAAAAAAUGGAGACUGGUGUUUUAGUGUUUUGAUUUUUGAUCAUUUUUCCAAGACAAAAAUUCUAAUUCUAAUUCUAAUCAUUAAGAGUAUACAUUUUCAUAUUUAAUGUAUGAAAAAGAAAAUUAAUAGAAUUAUAUAUCUUCUCAAAAAGUGCCUCAUUUUCAGAUUGUAGCCAUUUUACAAAGAACUUCAACUUAGCCUGACUUACUGAAACUUUGGGUUCAGUUUGUGUGUGCUUGAUAUAGAUAUGGAUAAAAGGGGGGUAGCACUGGUGUGAGCUUUUGCUGUGUUCAUGUCAUAUGGGAUGAGACCGUUGUUUAAAACCUUGCGAGCAACAGUUGGAUGUGAUUACAGUGUUAGAGAGUCGUGUGAGGGUUAAAAAUACUGUGCAUGGUCAAUAUAACACCUGUGAAAUGUACUCCUGUGCCAUUGAGCUCCAAAUCGGAUAGAGAGUUUAACAUUUGAUGUUGACAUGAACAAUAUUUACAAGUCGGAAAAUGGAAAUCACAAUAAAUCCGAUGAAUGACAUGAAUGCAGCAUUUUCGCUAUUGAUAAUGGUACUAGCCAAUCUGCUGGCCUUCCCGUCUACUGUGAGAAAUAUUAGCGUAGCCUGUGUUAGCGACACGUUCAGCUCAUUAUAACCUGCGCUGCUUUUUCUGUCUUUUUCUCUUUCUGUUAACUUUUUAACAAAGCCAUACACCUAAAGUAUUAAAGACACAGGCUUGACACAAAAGGCACGAGGUAGCAGGGGAUGCAGUAGCUUGCUAGUUAGCUAAAGCCAGCUAGGUCAGAUUAACAUAUUAGCAUCGUGUCAGAACGUAAAUUCAGCAACCUGUCCUGCUGACCACAGCUCAGGGUGAGAGCCCUAAUACAGAGCCAGGCAAUCCCAUUAGUGCUAUUAGCUCCAUACAAUAGUGUCUCAUUAAAUCCACUUUGUCUCAGGAUGCUUAAUAACAUUAGGUACGUACAGCUGAGGAUAGAAACCCUAUCAAUAGCUAUGCUAAUGCUAGCUUUGUCGUGGUUAGCACACUGCUUUAAACACCGGAAAAGGGGGUCAGUUCUUAUUUCAAUUCUGUCGGUAUGAAAUAAUAAAUGAAAGUGCUAAUUUGUUCUCAGUUAUUUUAUACAUUAAGGUACCAAACAUUUUAAGAUUUUACACUUUAAAAAUUCUUAAACUGGUUGAAUUGAAAGUGCUUUGACCCUGAAUGCCUCUUUAAGACUCCCCCUCCCCCCUCCCUCCUUUCUGUCUUUUGCUUAGCUCUUACUUUAAUCUCCGCUAUGCAUCAGCACUUAAGUGCCUGUCUGUCCUUUUUAUCUGUCUGUCUCUUUUCCCCGUCUUAGCAGCUAGCACUAAUAGGGUUGUCCUCGCAGAAUAUAUUAGUCUAUUUUUGUGUCUAUUUUUAGCUGUACAGUUCUCAUGAAUUAACUUGUGUGUAUGUUUGUUCGGUGUGACAAUGAUCUACCAGAUGACUUGACUGACAGCCAUGGCCCUAAUCGGAGGAGUUUGGACUGUUUCUCUUUGCCGGUAAUGGAGGACUUAAUUGUCGCAGGGCCGUCAGUGCCAAAACACAACACCAACAAAAAAAAAAAAGACUAAGCUCCAACAGCACCUCAAGAAGCAACCUUCAGCUCUCAUGUCUGGACGUAUUGCUUUGUUUUGUUUUAAAAAUGUAACCUUUUGUGUUCCCCGUUUUCUUUUGCAGCGGGGGGGAGAACUGUGACAUAUCUGGCCUGCUUAUGUGACUCUUGGAGAUAAAGGUCAUUGAGAGGACUUGCGUACGCUUUGACCUUGAAUUUGUCCACAACUUUGACCAGAGGAUUAAAAAGAAAAUGCAUGAUGAGAAAGAAAAGGCCACUACGAUAAAAACAAAAAGUCGAAAUACAUGUGCAUCUAUGUAGCUCCACGUUGUACUCCUGUGUUUGUCUGCCUGUCUACGGAGGUUCAUAAACAUGCUCACUCUGGUCAGAUGACUUUCAGGGCCGAGAGCAUAACAAUGCAGCUUUAUUAUGAGCAGAUUGGGAUCUGUGGUUGGAAUUGUCUGUAAUAGCGGUUACUAAUGCAUAAGUGGGAUAAAACCAAGUGGACUUUAAACCAGAUUCAGCACUUUCAUGCAGACUUGCAGACAAACGCAUGAUGUUGAAAUGUUUCUAAUGUCUUUUGGAGAUGUUAUCGUGUUGGAACUCAGCAGUUUUCAGCCAAAUGCUUGAAGGUAAUAAUAAUAAUAAUGUUUAUUUAUAGAGCACUUUUAAAAUUCCACAAAGUGCUUCACAAAAGCAGCAAAAAUAAAUAUUAAAGUCGUAAAAUCACCAGGUUUUCAAAGAAAACAUUAAAAAAAAAAGAAAAAAAUGUGGUGU
Sander lucioperca (pikeperch) is the source of this 6944-nucleotide messenger RNA. RefSeq names its product insulin receptor substrate 1-B. The coding region runs from base 523 to 4347 and encodes 1274 amino acids. Gene Ontology annotation, biological process: insulin receptor signaling pathway. Gene Ontology annotation, cellular component: cytosol; plasma membrane. The record is from RefSeq and is a predicted model, not a curated record. Gene Ontology annotation, molecular function: insulin receptor binding; phosphatidylinositol 3-kinase binding. NCBI's taxonomy places the organism in Eukaryota, Metazoa, Chordata, Actinopteri, Perciformes, Percidae. The transcript is spliced from 4 exons.